Messenger RNA from Striga hermonthica, 897 nucleotides. NCBI's taxonomy places the organism in Eukaryota, Viridiplantae, Streptophyta, Magnoliopsida, Lamiales, Orobanchaceae. The record is from the annotation of a GenBank genome assembly.
AUGGACGCCGACUCUUCAAGAACCGCCGCCGCCGCCACCGCUCAGUCCCUCUUCCCGAUGGAGACCCGGCCGCCGCAGGUCUCUGACGAGGCCUUCAACCUCUUCCACUCAAUCGACCGGGAGCUCUUCGCCCGCCUGACCCACCCCCUCGCCCGCGACCCGGCCGAGUCGGUCCGGGUGGCCGCCUUCUUCAUCUGGCUCGAGCGUGAAUUCCACGACACCUCCCUCGUUAGCCGCCUCCUCUCCCUCCCUCCCGCUCUCCUCAACGCCGCCGCCGCCGAGGCCGCCCUCUGCCUCCGCUGCGCCGAGUCCGACUCCUUCCCCUUAGCCGCCGCCGGAAACGUCACCCUGCUGCCGGAAAUUCUCGCAGGCGGAGGAAUUAGCCUCCGGCUGAUCCACGAGAACCGGGCCGCCGUCCUCUGGGCCGUCGCAAAGAUUGUCAGCACCGUAUGCGUUCGGGCCUUUGCAGACAUUCUCCCGUCGCCGCCGCCGCCACCGCCACCGCCGCCGGCGGUAUUGUAUCGUCCCCACCCGAACUUUCCGGUGGUGGGUGGCGGGCUGCUCCCAGUGCCUCCUCCGCCGCCGCAAGCCGGUGUUUUUCCGGCAGCCGGGGAUAUCAUGGGGAUGUUUGGUGAUUUCAUAGAGGACUUGAUAAUGCAAGAGGUAUGUGAAGAUGAGCAGGUUCUCUAUGCAAGGAUGGUGGCAAGAUCGACGGCAGUGAUCGAUGGAAUCGUAGGAGGGAACAAGGCUAAGUACGUGAUAAACGGGAAGCACGUGUGGGCCAGAAAGUACGUCAAGAAGCACCACCAUCAGGCGAGGUGGCCGCCAGCCAGAGGUGGCGACGACUGCCCGUCUUCUUCUUCUUCUCCAUCUUCAUCCACCGUGCUCGACGGAUAA